Molecule: messenger RNA, 990 nt
Organism: Hydatigera taeniaeformis
Lineage: Eukaryota; Metazoa; Platyhelminthes; Cestoda; Cyclophyllidea; Taeniidae
Source: the annotation of a GenBank genome assembly
CCCACAAUUGUUAUUCAACCGAAACCUGUAGGCAGCUGCGUUGAGGAUGAGCCGGUGAGCUUCCGCCUUCAAUAUGAGCCCUCCAAUGAUCCUAACCUUGUCGUUCAUUGGUAUAAAGACGGUGAGCCACUGACAAAUGGCACUCGCUUCCAUGUGGAAUACGAACGUGGUGUUGCGAGUCUAUUGAUUCGUCAUACCAUCCCCGAGGAUAGCGGAACCUACGCUUGCAAAAUCGCGAACUCCGCAGGCACGAUCGAGAGUGACCAUCUGGAUCUGCAAUGCUCUCCCAGCGCUGCGAUUAUUACGCAGAGCAAUCUUCUUGAGGGCUCCGAGGGUUUCAAGCUCAUUCAGGCUAUCGAACAUGGAAGUUCUGCUUAUGACAGCUCCACGAGGUAUGCGGAUGAGGAGCAGACACCCACCAGCCCCACCAUCGACGUAGAGCCAAAACCGGCGGAGAUUAUUUUGGGCUCACCAGUUCGCUUUUUAGUUCGUAUGAGCGGUCAUCCCACUCCCGAAAUUGAGUGGUUCAUUGAUGGACAAAGUGUACACCAGGAUUCGUUGAUUAAAGUGCUGAGCGAUGGGGGUAUCAGUGUGCUAGAGAUAAACAAGAUAGAAAUCAGUCUUGGUCAGCAUGAAAUUCGAGUUCGCGGUGUCAACAGUCAAGGCACAGUGGAGGCAAACACGGAAAUGAUAGUACAUCCGGCCGACUACAAACUGCCUGAUCUAAAGCACGUGAUGCCUGAGAAUCCCUUUAGGCGACAAGCUCAAUUGAAGCACGUGCAGCGCACUGAAGAGCUAAGCAAGGCCUUUUCUAAAGCCAAACCCAAGCCUGAACAGAUUAUACAUAUGGAACAAACUUCGGAGUUACGCGCCAAAACCUUCCGCUCGCCUGAGGUCGUCGCUGCUGAGGAACUCCUGAGCAAAGUUACUACUGGUCUUCGCAAGUCCAAUAGGACUGUUGCGAAACAUGGAACUGAGUUCAGAUUCUAG